Messenger RNA from Paramuricea clavata, 4057 nucleotides. The record is from the annotation of a GenBank genome assembly. NCBI's taxonomy places the organism in Eukaryota, Metazoa, Cnidaria, Anthozoa, Malacalcyonacea, Plexauridae.
AUGAAUUUAAGUGUAACACAAACAAAACACUGUGAGCUUUGUAGAGCUCGUUUGGGAAGAGACGCAGAGAAAAUACAGGUUCAGAAAGAAGUGAAGAAAAGGGAAACCUCAAAGAUGGAAAUGGUUUUUCUAAAGACAGCUGUCAGCACUGGAGCUGUGUGCCUGGACGGCUCACCGCCUGGAUAUCAUUUCAGAAAAGGUGGGUAGGUCCAGGCUUUUAGCCAGAAGAGCGUCCAGGCGUCCUGGGACGCCCCUAGAACGAAAAAUUGACGCCUUUGGACGCCCAAAUUCCAGGGGAAAAGGGAAAUUAUUUUCAAUGAUUUCCCUAAGUAUAUCAAUAUAUCUGAAACGAAAUAGCUUCAAUUCUCACUAUUAUUAUACACUUGACAUUUUGAUAAAUUUGAUGGUGUACCUGGCUGAAUGAAAAUGUCGUAGUUAAGUAAAGAAGCAUAGCGGCACAAACUCACAAAGCCAAGUGUUUCGAAAAAUUUCUAAUGAGCUUGGAACAGAUACUGACAUGAAGUAACUUAAAAUUCAAAGGUUUUCCACAGGAACGUUUUUUCGAACCCCCUCUCCCCCCCCCGCUCUUUACUGUAGAUGUAUCGCACGAUGUAUCGUGCCAAAAUUGGACGCCCUCUUUCAGGUCCCUGGCUAAAAGCCUGGGUAUGUCUCCUUUACGGGCAGCAGCAAUCUCGUUCCCCGAGCCUGCGAUCCUCGGGAAGGAACGCGAGGCUCUGGGAUAAUCCGUUGCCGGAAGCCAGGAAUUCUGGCUAAGAUUGAACUGCGCAUUCCAUUUCAACGGCCAAUCAGAUUCCUCCCUGAAACGGAUUAUCCCAGAGCCUCGCGUUCCUUCCCGAGGAUCGCAGGCUCGGGGAACGAGAUUGGGGCAGCAGAUGUGGCAGUCAACUUUAGGACUAUAUAGCUCAGUUGGUUAGACAGCUGCACCGGAAUCGCAGGUUCGAUUCCAGCCAGAGGGCUUAUAAGUUGUAUUUUUCGCAACUGCCCCUCGUUAAGCUACGUUUACACGCUGCGAUUUGUCGGGCCGAUUUUGGUAAAUAAGCGUUGCCCCUUCGACAUUUAGCGACUUAAACGUUCAAUUGAAGCUGUCCACUCUCUCGUCUGUUUAUAUUAUAGUUUUCUGCGUGCGAAAAGUUUUCAACAAUUUUACAACGAAAAAAAAUCGUUGAAUCGUGAGAAAAAUCUGUGCUUUGUUACAGAUUUUUCUCCCGAUUUUGUGAAUCGCAAGGUGCUGACGCGGGUACUCACGACAGGUUAUUUACAUACAGCGAGCAAAAUCGGCCCGACAACUGAUCGCAGCGUGUAAACGUACCUUUAGGCAAGGGUGGGUAGUAGCGAAGUAGUUGUAGUUCGCUACUGUAUCGAACUACAAUUUUCAAGUAGCCAGUAGUUUUUGACUACUUUUUUAAAACAGUAGUUGUAGUUAUAGCGAACUACAUUUUGCCUAAAAGUAGCCAAGUAGUUGACUACUUUUCAAACAGCGAAUCGCUAUUCGCUACUUUUUAAAAUUGUUAGCAACUUGAUAGAAUAGCGUGAUAUUAAGACACGGUUUGCUUAAAAUCAAUACUCAAUAUUCAAUUUGCACUCCUGAACACUGUAUAGUGCUUACAAAAACGUUGCUUUGUGUUCACUGUUGCUACUCGUAAGUCGAUUUGUUAUAGGUUACAUUACAGCCUGAGUUAGCAGAUGCUCCAAAUAUAGUAAAACUAAAAAAUAUAGCGUAGCGAAAUAGCGAAAUAGUUCGCUACAUUUUUUAAGCACUAGCUGUAGUCAGUAGCGAACUACCUUUGUUCAAAAGUAGCAGUAGUUGUAGCUGACUACAUAUUUUUGAAGUAGCUGUAGUUAUAGCGAACUACAAAAAAUUUGUAGUCAACCCACCCUUGCCUUUAGGUCUAAUAAAAUGUAUAAAAUUCAACUAUUCAAUCCAUCUACCCUUCUACAAGCAGUGUAUUUAUACGAUGUUACUGUCUUGUAUCUAGGUUUUGGAAUCGGAACGAACAAAUGGAUUAUAUUCUUCAAUGGUGGUGCGUGGUGUUUUGACGAGCAAUCAUGUUAUGAACGGAGCCAUACUGUCUAUGGCUCGAGUCGCUUUUACACGGUAUUUUCCGAAAAUGGGCUAUACUCAAACGACCCCCAAAUUAAUCCAGAUUUCCAUAACUGGAAUAUGGUGUUCAUAAUAUACUGUGAUGGAUCAUCUUUUACCGGAAUGCGGCAAAACCCAGUUUAUUUCAUGGCCGAAUCAGUUCAUUUUCGCGGCAAAGCCAUACUUGAGGCGAUUAUUCAGGAUUUGCUGUCGAAAGGGGUCCGAAGUGCUAGUGAUGUACUGCUGUCUGGCAGCUCCGCGGGCAGUCUGGCUGUUCUUAUUCAUGCAGACUUUAUAAGGUCCAAGUUGAAUCCGAAGACCAAAGUGCGUGCAAUUGCAGACAGCGGUUAUUUUUUGGACAUAGAGACACAGUACGGCACUAACAAGACACGAGACAUGUUUAACCGUAUGUUAUUGACACACAAUUCAACUUCCAGUCUUCAUGAAGCUUGUAUAAAGCGCAUGGCUAAAGCUGAUCACUGGAAGUGCUUUUUCCCGCAAUAUUUUUUCGACCUUAUUGAAACUCCAGUUUUCGUUCUCCAAUCUUCUUAUGAUGUAUGGCAAAUAGUGAACGGUCUUGAUAUCGUUUGUGUUAUACCAAGUUAUGAAGAUAUUCUCUUGUUCAGAUCUCUCAAACGUUUACGCACUGUACGAAAAACAGUCGAGAAUCCGGUAGUGACGUCAUCGAGGAACACUCCACGCGGGACUGGCAAUGUAUCCCACGAGGCUGUAAAAGCAUCCCGCGGGAAAAAUCACGAGUCCCGCGCGACAGGUCACGCAUCUCUCAAACGUUUACACACUGUACGAAAAACACUCGAGAAUCCGGUAGUGACGUCAUCGAGGAACACUCCACGCGGGACUGGCAAUGUGUCCCACGAGACUGCAAAAGCAUCCCGCGGGAAAAUUCAUGAGUCCCGCGCGACAGGUCACGCAUCUCGUGGGACUAAUCAUGCAUCCCGCGAGACAAGUCACCCAUCUCGCGGGACUAAUCACGCACAAGAAUUGGACUCGAUUCCCGUGAAAAAUGCUCACUGGCAAACUCGUAUACCUACAAGUACUCGCAGUAAAUUUUUAGCUGAAUAUAUCCCGCGUAUUCCACGCGUGAAUAGCCUUGUCCCGCGUGUUCAACGCGCGAAUAAUCGUGGCCAGGUGCCAACUCUGGUUUUAAAUAACCGGCAAACACCAGUUUGGCGCAGUCCUAGGUGGAGAUAUAACUUGGCAACGCAAGAUUCUUGGAACAACCCAGCUAUCUCACGCUCUGCAAGUGCUAUGAACGAGGUUGCACGCCCUAAUAAUCUUGUUCAAACGUUUAAUUCUCCAGGUAAAUCCAAAGUUCUCCGUCGGCAGAAUCUUGACAACACCCAAACCUUUCCAUUCUACAACAUUCGACAAACCGUCCCUGCUCUUCACCUAUCUAGUGUUAACCGAGUGCGCGCAUACAGCCCUACAAAUGGUGGACAAGAACCGCGCGCAUAUAGCGCUAUAAAUGCAAAUGUUGCGCAUUUUAGGCAGAAAAGGAAACCUGGAAGUACCCAGUUUGUUUUACAAAAAUCACGCAGUAUUUCUACAAAAGAUGCGCAGUUUAGGAGAAAGAGAAAACCUAGGAAAACGCAAAACGUUCGACCAAAAUCACGCACUAAUAUGCAAAAGAAGGAAUGGCAUUGGCUACCGUUAUACAGUAGUCCUACACCCUGUACCAAAGAUGAAACAGAGAAGAUACUAAAUAUGCGCAAGAUGACAAUUGAAGCAUUGAAACCUGUCAUAACCAAACCACACAGUGGACUCUUUCUGUCAUCCUGUUUUGAACAUACACAAGCGACCUAUAACAAUAUCUGGCAGAAAAGUCGAGUCAAUGGGAAAAGCCCCAGAGACGCAAUAGCCGAGUGGUAUUUUGGAAAGCCUGGUAACCAUAUACAUAUCGGUCCGGAAUUCGAGUUUGAGUCUUGUGUGAUGUGA